Messenger RNA from Stegostoma tigrinum, 13055 nucleotides. RefSeq names its product dedicator of cytokinesis 4 (gene dock4a). NCBI's taxonomy places the organism in Eukaryota, Metazoa, Chordata, Chondrichthyes, Orectolobiformes, Stegostomatidae. The transcript has 53 exons. Gene Ontology annotation, biological process: small GTPase-mediated signal transduction; cell chemotaxis. The record is from RefSeq and is a predicted model, not a curated record. Gene Ontology annotation, molecular function: guanyl-nucleotide exchange factor activity; small GTPase binding. The coding region runs from base 144 to 6086 and encodes 1980 amino acids. Gene Ontology annotation, cellular component: plasma membrane; cytoplasm.
CAACCUUCGCGGUCACCCGGGCUCCUACCCGUCCAGAGGCUGAACAAUGGUCCCGCGGAAAAACUGCUCAAUAACUAGGGCGCGCUAGGAGACAAGUUUUAUUGUUGGGUAAAACAUACACUUAUCGUAUAUCAGUGUCGACAAUGUGGAUACCGACAGACAAUGAAAAAUACGGUGUGGUGAUAGCCAGUUUUCGAGGAACAGUUCCUCAUGGCUUACCAUUGGAAGUGGGCGACACAGUUCAGAUACUGGAAAAAUGUGAUGGUUGGUACAGAGGAUUUGUUUUAAAAAGUCCAAGUAUUAAGGGAAUUUUCCCAGCUACCUACAUUCACUUGAAAAAUGCAAAUGUCAAAAACAAAGGGCAAUUUGAAACAAUCAUUCCAACAGAAGACACUGUCAUCACAGAAAUGACAGGAACUUUACGAGAAUGGGGGAUUAUGUGGAAACAGCUUUAUGUGAAGAAUGAAGGGGAUUUAUUCCAUAGACUGUGGCAUGUGAUGAAUGAGCUGCUGGAUCUGCGUAGGCAGGUUCUUGUGGGACAUCUGACACAUGAUCGGAUGAAAGAUGUAAAACGUCACAUUACAGCUCGCCUGGAUUGGGGCAAUGAACAAAUGGGCCUGGAUCUGGUUCCAAGGAAAGAGUUCAGUAUGGUGGAUCCUGAUGAAAUCAGUGUCACAGAACUGUACAAAUUGAUGGAGCACAGACAUCGCAAGAAAGAUACCCCAAUACCGACGAGUACCCAUCACCUCUUCCUGCAGAUGAAAAGUCUGAUGUGUGCUAAUCUAGGCGAAGAACUAGAAGUCUUCUUUUCAAUUUAUGAUAGCAGAGAAAAUCAUCCAGUCAGUGAAAGAUUCUUUGUAAAAUUGAAUAAGAAUGGAUUGCCAAAAUUUCCAGAGAGAAUGGAAAGGCAAUGCACACUCUUUGUUGAUUUGGGCAGCAGUGACCUCAGGAAGGAUAUAUAUAUUAUUGUUCACAUUAUAAGACUGGGUCGAAUGGCUGCGGGAGAGAAGAAAAAUACUUGCAACGCACAGUAUCGUCGACCAUUUGGUUGUGCAGUCCUAAGCAUUGCAGACUUACUGCAAACUGAAAGGGAUACCAGGGACUCUAAAGAGGACCACAUGCUUAAAGUCUACAUGUGCAAUACUGAAAGUGAAUGGUACCAAAUACAUGAAAAUAUCAUCAAGAAGUUAAAUGCACGAUACAAUUUGACAAGUUCAAAUGCUGGUUUGUCAGUUGCACUACAGCUGCUACAUGGAGAUAUUGAUCAGAUCCGGAGAGAGUACCCGGUAUUGUUCACAAGAGGUGUGGCUAUCACCAGAAAAUUGGGCUUUUCAGAUAUAAUAAUGCCAGGUGAUAUCAGAAAUGACUUGUACGUAACACUGGAGAGAGGAGAAUUUGAGAAAGGAGGCAAGAGUGUGGCCAGGAAUGUAGAUGUUACCAUGUAUGUUUUAGAUAGUGAGGGACAAAUCCUAAAGGAUUGUAUUUCAUUGGGGUCUGGAGAAAUUCCAGUGAGUGAACACCAUUCCUUUGUGCUUUACCACAACAAUAGCCCCAGGUGGGCUGAGCCGCUGAAGCUUCCUAUUCCAGUGGAUAAAUUUAGGGGUGCACAUAUCCGCCUUGAAUUCAGGCACUGUUCCACAAAGGAAAAAGGAGAGAAAAAGCUUUUUGGGUUCUCCUUUGUUCCACUGAUGCAAGAAGAUGGCAGAACAUUGCCAGAUGGUAUUCAUGAACUCUUAGUCCACAAGUGUGAAGAAAACACCAGCUUUCAUGACCCUGCUCGUUACCUCAAACUUCAGUAUUGUAAAGGAAAUCUCCAUGGCAACAGUCAACCAGUCAAAGCUUCCAAGGAGACUUUUUGGAUCUCGUCAUUUCUGUGCUCGACUAAACUUACUCAGAAUGGAGACUUGUUGGAUUUUUUGAAAUGGAGAGCCCACCCAGAAAGAAUAUGUGACAUCCUGUCAAAAUUCAAAGAUAUAGAUGGUGCAGAAAUAGUCAAGUUUCUGCAAGAUACAUUGGAUGCAUUAUUUGGAAUUUUGGAUGAAAAUUCACAGAAAUAUGGAUUGAAGGUUUUUGAUUCAUUGGUUCAUAUCAUCAAUUUGCUGCAGGACAUCAAGUUUCAGCAUUUUAAGCCAGUCAUGGAUACAUACAUAGAAAGCCAUUUUGCUGGAGCAUUAGCUUACAGGGACCUUAUAAAAGUGCUGAAACGAUACAUUGAUCGAUCAAUAGAAGCAGAGAGACAGGAACAUAUUCAGGAUGUUCUGAGGGCACAGGAAUAUAUAUUUAAAUAUAUAAUUCAUUCCCGAAGCCUAUACACUCUUGCAACUGGUGGACAGAAUGAGGAAGAAUUUCGAAGCAAUAUUUAUGAAUUAUUCCAAUCAGUGCGUUACUUCCUGUCUAUUGAAAGCCAAGGCUCCUCAAUCAUUACACAGACACAGGCUGUGUUCCUGAGCUCUUUCCCAGCUGUGUACUCCGAGCUUCUGAAACUGAUAGAUGUGCGAGAAGUGGCAAACCUGGUGAGAGACACCUUGCGCAGUAUGCCCGAUGUCCUGCAUGUGGAAUAUUCACUGGAAGCUGUCAAACUCCAAUGCAUUGCUAAAACAGUGGAGAGUCAACUAUUUACUAAUCCUGAUUCUCGCUGCAUUCUCCUACCUGUGGUUCUACACCAUCUCCACAUGCAUUUGCAAGAACAGAAGGAUCUAACCAUGUGUGCACGCAUCCUUAGCACAACGUUUUGUCUGAUCAAGAAGGACAGCUCUGAAAUAACUGCUUCGGAGGAGGUGGACAUGCUUGUAGACAGCUUGCUAGGUGUGCUGCUGAGAACCAUAUUAGAAAUCAGCAACAGGUCACAGCCCUCUGGACCGACAAUUCGACUGCAGUUUCAGGACGUGACUGGUGAGUUUGUGGCAUGUCUGCUUGCUCUGCUAAGGCAAAUGACAGAUAAACAUUAUCAACAACUUCUGGAAAGCUUCACCAGCAAAGAUGAUCUCCGGGAUUUUUUGCUGCAGAUUUUUACAGUGUUUAAGAUUCUAAUAAGACCAGAGAUGUUUCCAAAGGACUGGACAAUAAUGCGCUUGGUUACCAACAAUGUGAUCAUCACUACAAUUCUCUAUCUCUCUGAUGCACUCAGAAAGAAUUUUCUACACGAAGGCUUUGACUUCAAGGUGUGGGAGUCUUACUUCUAUUUGGCAGUAAUAUUUAUCAAUCAGCCUUGCCUUCAGCUUGAGAUGUUUUCACCUUCAAAAAGGAAAAAGGUUCUAGAAAAAUAUGGAGACAUGAGGGUGACGAUGGGAUGUGAAAUCUUCAGCAUGUGGCAAAAUCUAGGAGAGCACAAGCUACAAUUUAUUCCUGGACUUAUUGGACCAUUUUUAGAAGUGACACUUGUACCCCAGGCUGACCUUCGGAAUGUGAUGAUCCCAAUUUUCCAUGACAUGAUGGACUGGGAGCAGAGACGUACUGGAAACUUCAAACAGGUGGAGGCAAAACUGAUAGACAAAUUGGACAGCUUAAUGUCAGAAGGCAAAGGUGAUGAAACUUACCGAGAGCUUUUCAACAGCAUAAUUCCACUUUUUGGGCCUUACCCUAGCCUGCUGAAAAAAAUUGAGAGAGAAACCUGGCGAGAAAGUGGUAUUUCUCUUGUAGCUACUGUAACUCGCCUAAUGGAAAGGUUGCUGGAUUACAGAGACUGCAUGAAAGUGGCAGAGGUUGAUGGCAAAAAGAUUGGCUGUACAGUUAGCCUGUUGAAUUUUUAUAAAACAGAAAUAAAUAAAGAAGAAAUGUACAUCCGUUACAUUCAUAAGCUAUAUGAUUUGCAUUUAAAGGCACAAAACUUCACAGAAGCUGCAUACACUCUGCUUUUGUAUGAUGAGCUCCUGGAGUGGUCAGAGAGGCCACUGCGAGAAUUCCUUCAUUAUCCAAUGCAAACUGAGUGGCAGCGCAAGGAGAUUCUUCAUCUCACCAUCAUCCAGAACUUUGACAAAGGCAAAUGUUGGGAAAAUGGAAUUAUCCUUUGCCGGGAGUUGGCAGACCAAUAUGAAAGCUUCUAUGAUUACCGCAAUCUGAGCAAGAUGAGGAUGAUGGAGGCUUCUUUCUAUGAUAAAAUAAUGGAUCAGCAGCGUUUGGAGCCAGAGUUCUUCAGGGUUGGAUUUUAUGGGAAAAAAUUUCCUUUCUUCUUAAGAAACAAGGAGUUUGUCUGUCGAGGACAUGAUUAUGAGCGAUUGGAGGCCUUCCAACAACGAAUGUUGAAUGAGUUCCCACAUGCAAUUGCUAUGCAGCAUGCCAACCAGCCUGAGGAGACCAUUUUUCAGGCAGAUGCACAGUAUCUGCAGAUUUAUGCAGUAAUUCCCAUUCCUGAUAAUCAUGAGAUACUGCAGAAAGAAGCUAUACCUGACCAUAUUAAGAGUUUUUAUAGAGUCAACAAUAUCUGGAGGUUCAGAUACGAUAGACCAUUCCACAAAGGAAUCAAGGACAAAGAAAACGAGUUCAAGAGUCUGUGGGUUGAGCGAACCACUUUGACAUUGGUUCAGAGUUUACCAGGUAUCUCCCGCUGGUUUGAGGUGGAUAGACGGGAAGUGGUUGAAAUGAGUCCUCUCGAAAAUGCAAUUGAGGUGCUGGAGAACAAGAACCAACAACUGCGAACUCUAAUCACACAGUGUCAGUCAAGACAGAUGCAGAAUAUCAAUCCCCUCACCAUGUGUCUCAAUGGUGUCAUUGAUGCAGCUGUUAAUGGAGGACUUGCCAGAUACCAAGAGGCAUUCUUUGUGAAGGACUACAUUCUCAACCACCCUGAGGAUGGAGAGAAAAUCUCUCGUCUGAGGGAACUAAUGUUUGAACAGGCCCAUAUUCUGGAGUAUGGUUUGGCUGUGCAUGAGAAGUUUGUACCGCAAGACAUGAGACCAUUACACAAGAAGCUGGUGGAUCAGUUCUUUGUGAUGAAGUCCAGGUUGGGGAUACAGGAUUUUCCAGGAUAUGCUCGUGUGAGCCCAAUACACUUAACCAACGGUAGCCCUCGUACUUGCAGGAACCCUACGCUGGGUGCUAUAAGUCCAGAUGGAGCCAGACUUGUUAACAGGCGUAGCCCAUUAAGUUACCCAGCGUUCAACAGGUACUCCUCUUCUUCAUUGUCAUCACAAGCAUCAGCUGAAGUUAGCAACAUCACUGGGCAGUCUGAAAGCUCUGACGAAGUCUUUCAAAUGCAGGCAAGUCCAUCUACCUCGAGCUUAAGCUCCACUCAUUCAGCAUCUCCAAAUGUUACUAGUUCAGCUCCAUCCAGUGCCAGAGGCUCCCCGCUGCUAUCUGAUAAACACAAACAUUCAAGAGAAAAUACAUGUUUGUCUCCCAGAGAACGACCUUGUAGUGCAAUUUAUCCAAUAUCUGUGGAACCUGCACAGCAGACACUUACCCAGCAGAUUGGUGAUUCCUGCAUGCCCAGAAGUGAUCCCAAUUUAUCUGCACCUGAAAAAGUAAUGAACCCAACUCCUAGUAGUUGGAGUCUAGACAGUGGUAAGGAAGCUCGAAACUGUGUACCAGACAGUGCAAAGCUGGUGUCACCUCCUGUCCCACCCAGGCCACCACAUACAGGUUCACCUGCAAAGACAUACAGGUCCUUUUCUCCACAGGCUUUUGAAACACCUCCUGCCAAUCCCAGGUCUCCUCAUAAGAGUUCUGUUCAAUCAUUGACACCUUCUCCCACUGAUUAUCAAUCCUUGGGGCCAGUUUACAACUCACCUGUACUGUCUGGGAGCAGUAGCAGUGGUAUCUCCUCCCUGAGCAGGGGAAGUGUGACUGAGACCACCUUGACUGAUGGAACAAUUACAUGCACCUUAAUUGGCUCUGAGGAAUUAAUUAAAAGGGAGAAUGGAACCUUUGCUUGUAUGCCACCACGCUACAACUUAUCUGAACAUGGCACUGGAACGUCAAGACGUCGAGCUCCUCUACCUCAUAGCCUGUCUGUUCCUCCCAGUGCUGAGCCACCAGCUCUCCCUCCUAAACCCCAUGUACUGCGUGUACAUAGAUCAGAAGGUGAAAACAGAAUGGAUGAAAUUCUUGUCAGACCCAGAUCUCAGCCUCGAAAAGUGUCUCAACUAUAGAAAAUCUGAACAUGCAAAGAUUUUGUUCAACCUAAAUGCUAAUUUGGCCAAAAGAAUCCAGGUGGGCACCUUAAACUUAAACUGUUUUGACCGCAUGUAUGUACCCAUUGAUCAGUGAUUCUGCUGAUAUGUAGUGGAACACUGUUAUGCAAUAGGUCAGGAUGGAGAAAUAGAAGUAACAAGCAUGUGACCAGAAUGGUACUCCAGUUGCAAUGGAGUAAAAUUUUCCCCAGUUUGUGUUUGCGCUAUUGACACAAAUGCUUUACUAUGUCUAAUGUCUGUUAACCACAGAUCUAUGAGAAAGCACAUUGGUUAGGAUAAUAGGUGGGCAAAACAUCGUGGGCUGAAGGCCUGUACUGUUCUACGUUCUACAUUCUUAGUAUGAAAAUAGAGCCUCUAUUCCGCUUUGUUUACCAUUUUGGUAUUUGCACAUAUAGGAUUGGACACAUAUAGUUCUUCAUUUUAUCAUGUUGGCUUUUGAAUGAGAGGUAGUUCGCCUUCUGAAACUAAUUUGGAAGGAAAUAUUUCUUCUUAUUUAUUUCUUUCCUUUGUCCUUUUUCUGUUUCUCUAUCUUUAUAUCCAUCUCAUUUCAUUUUUGAGCGCAAUACACUGUAUGUUUACAUUUUUAAUAUGCAUAUUUUUCACCAAAUUACUCAAGUAUCAGCAUACAACUGAAAAAAUGUAUAACAUUUGGAAAAUCUUUGAAACAUUUUUCCAGCAAAAUGAAUUGGGGGUUUGUAAAGAAUUUAUGUUUAAAGAUUGUAUUUAAAGCUACAUUUAUUCACACAAGCUGAAAAAAAGCAAAAAAAAGUGUUUAAAACUAGUAGUUUUCCCAAAGGGUGCAAAUCUGUCAUGUUCCAACAGCCUUAAAAAAACAGAGCUCUUGAUAAUUGCCCAGUAUUGCAGGAAAGCAGGGAAACUGUCUCAUUAGAAAAACUCUCUAGUUUGUCAAUUGACCCCGAAUCCUUUACGUAGGAUUAACAGCACAUUGGCCAUUCGUCCAACAGGUGGUGAUUCUUUCACAUGACCUUCCUCCCAUUGCCUCAUAUUACCCCAUCAACAAAUCCUUCUUUUUUUCCCCCUUCUAUACCUGUAAAAAUUGAUGUAAACAGUGUCCAUAUUGUUGCACAUAAGUAAAUACAGCUGCCUUAAUUAGGUUACAAGUUGGGAUAGAUAAUCAUGUUUCACCAGUUCACGUGUACUGAAGAAUUUGUUAAAUUGUAACUUUACACACGUUUUUGCAAGGUUAAUAGUAUGUCACAUUUUUAACUCUGAAUUUUACAAACUGGGAUUGACUGUGGGAAGGUCAUGUUUGUGGGACAGUGAUUUUUGUGGCAAUCAGCUAUUUCAUAGCCUAAAGGAGAUGCCUGAAAUGUCAUCAUCUAACUCUACAGACUGGCUUAUUUAUGAGAUUGUUGAAUUGUAUUAAAUAUCUUGUCAACUUUUCCCCUGAAUACAAAAAGUCACAAACUGUUUAUGACAUUGUAAUUGAAACAAGAACCUAUCACCCUUAAUUAAAUAAUUCUAAUUUCCUUUAUGUCAGUCAAGUGCCUGCCUGAAUACUUUUAGGUUGAACAGAGUGUAUCAAAUUUCUGGUCUGGCGUUUGGCUACAUUUACAGAGGGACUACUUAUUCUGGUGCCAGAAGCCUUUAUCAGCCCAUACUAUUACCUAUCUAAUUGUUCAGAUACAUACAGUAAAUAUUAUCCAAGAAGCAAAAUUUGGAGAGGGGUUGCUAAAAUGAGUUCCUGGAAUUUUUCUUCAGUUUUCAAAAUGUAAUUAUUAAUGGAGAGGACAAAUAUUUUAACAAUUGCAUUACAUAUUAACAAUGAUUGUAAAAGUGAUAAAAGGGCUAAUUUGAACAAUCUUUGAAAAGCACAAAUGGUAUCUAUGAGCAAGAGUACUCGAAGCGUAGUUAUAUUUAAAAGGGAAGUGAAUGUUUAUGCUCUUAAGGUAUAUUUCUUGAAAGAAUUACAAAUUGAAUGUUUGAAGCAAUGUAUUAUAAUAGCAUAAAGUGAAAGUACGAUUUUAACAUCCUUUUGGAUUUGAACAGUGUUAAUAGCAAAGUUGGGGCAAGAAGAUGAUAUUUUCAAUAUACAUUAAAAAUGAAAAAAAACUUUAAACAGUUAUAUCAAAAAAUGUUAUAUGAAUGAGCUGGUGGACCAUACAAAUCUACCUGUUUAUAAAUAAGAACUUCAGAAUAAUGGCUACUUGUAAAAUUUCAAAGACUUUCAGCUGAAAUGUUCUAUAAUAUGGCUACUUUUUCUGCUUUAGAAAGGAAUGUAUGUUUUUCCUGAUCAGAUAUUCAAAACAAUCUUCAGAGACUGAGAUUCAUAAAUAAUUGCAGUUUAUUUUUCAGAGCAUUACUAAAUCAUUCUCUGCAUGCUUCUAUAUAAUCCAUUCUAAAUUGUAUAUUUAUAUAUUCUGUGGCAGUUUGCUCAAUGGUCUGGUUGAAAAAAUUUGCAAAUAACCUAUUUAGGUAACCUCAAGGAAUGGUACAGUCAAGCCAAUAUGACUUUUGUUCAAUUGGUACCUGACCUAAAAUGACCUGUGCUAUGCCUUUAUAUCAUCAGUUAAGUCAAAUGCAACAAUUAAUUCAAUUCCUUUUUCAUGUUGAUAUAAAAAUAGACUUGCUUGAGAUGCAGCAGGUGGAAUGUAAAUUGAGAAAUUUUGUGAGCAUGUUCUCUGUUUUGAAUCAUCAAAAUUAUACCUUUACUGUUGUUUUCUUUACUCAAAAAUAUGUAGGUCAUGUUGCAAAUCACAACAGCUUGGUUAAAAUAGCCAAAUUUAAAUUUGUCACUGGUGGUUAGAAAUGGCUCUGUAUUUUGACCUUGAUUGUCAUAAAAACCCUCAAGUCCAGUAAUGUCUUCAAGGGAAGGAAAUCAGACAUGCAUACAUAGUUUAACCUAUGUGUGACUCCCUUCCACUACCAAUAUAGUUGAUCCUUGGUUGUCCUAACUUGUAUUAUACCACCAUUGGUUUCAGAAAAUCCACCGUCACUAUUUCAGCACAACCAGAGAGAGCCAAUAAAAAUGUUUCCAUUGACAAUGAUCCCCACAUCUUACUCGAUCGAUUUAGAAAACUCUCCGUAUUUCAGUAUCAAAUUUUUUCUGGGUGUUCACCUCCAUUGUUCCAUCUGAGCAUCAAUUCUGCGCACUGAUCACCUUUUUUUUUCAUGGAAUAUUGUGUGAAAUCCAUCAUAGACAUACCUUAAACUACUUUGGACGUGUGUUUCCCCUAUCCUAUUGUCACAACUUAAUUAAUGUUCUAGAUUUACCUUGUCCAUUCCCAUAACUAGCAUGUUCACUACUAAUAUAAUUUCUUGACAGACUGAAAUGCACAACGGCUCUUUGGCCUUUCACUGUAUCACAAAACUUUGAUACCGAACAUAAACCUAGUGGUUCUACUUAGAACUGUCUCUAGUGCUUGAAAAGAAGAUAUCACACUUCUCACCAUGAAAUAAAGUAUUAGGAAAUUCUGCAGCCAGUUUGCACAGAGCAGGAACACACAAACAACAAGGCCACAAAUUACAAAGUAAAAGUGUUUUACUCAUGUUGAGCAACAAAUUUUCAGGAGUCCCCUGCUUACUUACAAAUAAGUGUCAUCCCACCUUUAAUGACCGCCUGAGAAAAGAGGCAGAUCCUGGAUUUAAUGUCUCAUUCAAAACACAGCACUUUCCUCAGUUAGAUUCAAUUAUGUCUUCAAGUCUUGGAGUGGGUCUUGAUCCAUAAUGAUUUGAUUUACACGAGAGGAUACUGCCAUUGACUAAUGCUUAACCAUUGCGCUCAAUUUUACUUCUGUACAAAAUAAAAACUGAAAGAACUGCAGAUGCUGUGAAUCAGGAACAAAAACUGAAGUUACUGGAAAAGCUCAGCAGGUCUGACAGCAUCUGUAAAGAAAAGAAUAUAGUUAACGUUUUGGGUAGGAUGACCCUUCUUCUGAACUUUUGAGGAAAGGUCACCAGACUGGAAAUGUUAAGUCUGAUUAUUUUCUUCACAGAUGCUAACAGAUCUGUUAAGCUUUUCCAGCAGCUUCUGUUUUUGUUUACUUCUGUACAAGUGGGUCAUUCUGAAACUCUUAGAAUGUUACCUCAUGUUUCUUGCCAAAACUAGAAUGGAUGCAGACUGACUACUGCAGUGUACAUCUCAAACACAUUUUCCUCAGAUUUAUAAUCUGCUGUUUUGCCUAGCUCAACAGUCUGUUGCUUGUUUGGUCUGCUGCAUUGUAUUGUUCAUCAUGUGAGUUGAAACCACUAAAUUCAGUAGUCUCUCGUGGCUUCAUCUGUACCUAUUUUGUCACCAUCCAUAGCAUAUGUGCUUUGUUUUUCCUUUUAGUGUGCAAUGUUUAGCUAAAUGUAUUUAUUCCCCAUAUUUUUGUUGUACCCACUAAAUGUUUUUAACUAGUCAUCUUGCCUCUAAUCAAUCCUCAUUGUUCUGUGUCAUUUUGUAAAUUAGAAAUAGCGAUCACAACAUUAGUCCUUCAGUAUCCCAUAUAUACUCUUCACACCUGUCCUCUGCCAAUCUACUGAUAACUACUCACUGUUUACUAUUUGUCAGUUAAUCCUCACCCAUUCCCAAACCACAGUUUUGAAUGCAACUAAUAGCCUUUCAUUUGGACCUUUCCUUGCAAAAUCUUCUGGAAGUCCAAUUAUGUCCACAGGAAUUGAGAUUUGUUGGAUUCUCUAUUUACAGAUAUUUACCACUAUUGUGCAGAUUAUCCUCAGAUUUACAAUUGAUGAUUGUUCCAAUUUUGUUUUACAUGAAAACGUAAAUGAGCCUGCGGUUUUGUAUGUUAGUUUGACAAUUGUUAGUUUGAUAACAAUUAUUACAAUAUCCCAUUUUCACACAGAAUACAUUAGCCUCCUCACAAUGAUUUUCAAAAUCUCAUGAAUUUUGCAGCCUCAAAUUAGGUACCUAUCUAUCCCUGCAGCUCUAUUUGUAUUGAACCUUUAUAGACAAUCUAAAUACUGUCUUAUUCAUAUUGAACACAUUGGAAGUGAAAUUGACCUUGGAUAGUAGCAAAAAAAAGGGUGAUAACAUAUCAGCAUGCCCGCCAAAAUUUCUGAACAAAACGCAGCGUCAGGCAAAUGGAAAAUGUUAGUUGACUCGGUAUCACUUGCUGUGCACCGUACCCAUGAUGAAUUUUACUCCUGUUGAUUUUAAAUAGAAUAUCUAUUUAGGAAGAGCAUAUUAUUAUUGUCUCGAGGAAAUAUUCAUGUAGAAUAUUUGUGAUUUCAAACUAAUCAUCUAUGUUACCAAGGCACCAGAAAAAAUCUUUACAUAAUGGUCACAGAGAGCAUGUUAAAAAGGGUCAGAUUAAAUCACAGGAUUGUACUGCUGCUGAAUUUAUUACUUAACAUAACUAAUUUUGUGAUCUCACUUUCUGAAGGAGCUAAUAAUGCCAAUAACAUAAGAGCAACAUCAAUUAAAAAGAAACCAAUGUUGCAAUUGUAUUAAAAAUCAGGAUUUCUGUGGUAUUGAUAAAGAUGAACUACAUCUGUUUUUUGUAAAUGUAAAAUACAACAAUUAAUGUUACUGUUCUAUCAAUUACCAUUUUUAUGGCUGCUUUUUUUUUAAAAAAAGCAUUAUGGAUACAAGCUUUAGUAUGUAGAUGUUCAGUGCAAUUUUGUCUGGUAGCACUGGUUAAAACGAAUUCAUGGAAAAGUCAAAAAAGUCAAGGAAUGAUUAGUAGUAAGUAGAAACUACCACUAUGUUAGAAAAGUUUCCUUGGAGGAAAUUAAAACAAAUGCACUCGACUUCAGAGGCUUAGAAUAUUUUAACAUCUGUUCACUCUGCCGUUCAUAUGCAGUUCAAUAUGCCAAUUAUCUUUGUGGCCAAAUGCAGGUACUAAGUUAGUUGUUACUUUUGAUUAAAAGCAAGCAUUUUCAUUUUUUAUCAUGUGUUAAAUCAUACCAAUUUUCAAAAUAAUCUGGCCUGAGAAGUUAAUGCAUUUAAUAAAAUUAAACCCCUGAACACAUUGUUUUGGGAAAUUCCGGUUGCUGUAAGUUGCCUUUGUGCGUGCUGUACCCAUCUAAUAAUUAAAACAUUGGUCUGUCCUAAUUAUCAGUUAAAAAUAUCUCUAAUCUAUAAUAUAAAUGCAAAUACAGGACAUCGUUAUUUCUAUGCUAAGUUUCAGUGUAAUGACUUUGUACUACAAGAAAGCAAAAUAAAUACUAUGAUUUUUUUUAAAACAUAAAGGACUUGGGUGAACUGAAAGUAAGGUUAGUGAAUCAGUUUUUAUGAUAAUUAAAAUUUCUGUAGAUGUUUUCACAUUUAAAUUGACCUUUUUAAUAUAAAACUAAAGCAAAUUACAGUGCAAAUGUUGUUGCGUUGCCAAAUGUUUAUCUAUUAAGAUUGUACAUAAAUGUUUUUAUAAGAAUUCAGCCAUAUUAACUUACAACAUUGAAUGUUGGAAGAACAAAUUCCUAAUAUAUGUUUAGUAUUUAUAUGAUGUUUAGUGCUGAUAUGUAAGCUCAUAGGAACAUGUUAAUUUUAUUGAGCAUUUAUUAAAAUGCUAGUACUGGAUUUCUCUAACUCUUGAUUCCUUUUGCAACAAGCUGAAUUUUAUCAUUUACCGGUAAUGUAAUUUGUCGUCUAAGCACAUGAAAGCCUAAAUGACUGUAUUUUAUUAAAGAAAAUUGUUUGUACAAUUAAUUUUGCUUCCUAAAUCUUGAUAAGGUGUCAAAAUAUCCAAACUGUAUCAAACUUGCUGACAGUAUUGUCUUGUAUGAUAUUUUUGUAUAUAUGAAGUUGACCUGCUGUAAGUCAGUGUUUUUUGAUUACUUGAAGCACCAUAUGUAGUGUUUCAUUGGUAACCACCCACUGAUUCCACACUUUGAAUGUUGUAUACAGAACUGCCAGAUAUGACUACUUUGUAUAGAGGAGGUUUUGCAAUGAUUUCAAUGGCUGAUUGCAUUUUGACUAUCUGAGAAUGUUCACGAAUGAAAAUAAAGAAAGCAUUUUAUCUCCAA